AUCUGUUGUGUUCUUCUUUCUCAGGCUGAUGAGCCUGCGCCAGUGGGGAAUUAUGAUCAGAGGAAAGAAGAAGAAGAAAAGCUAUUGCUGAAACUCUCUCAGCAGCUGGAGCAACUCGUUCUUGUCUUGGAUCAGGAUAAUGUGACCAUGAACUGCGCAGCGGAUGAGGAACAUCAGAAAGAUCCUCAAGCAGAAGAUGGAAACGCAGAAGAGGAUGAGGGUGAAGACAAAGGAAGCACUGAGGAGGAAGACAGUGAAGAAACAGAUGAUGAAGAUGAGGAUAAAUUGUUGGAUGAUCCAAAUGUUAAAGAAUGUAUUGCAGUUGGCAACUUCAGUGCACAGGAGGAAGGGGAUCUCACAUUUACGAAAGGUGAAGUCCUGCUGAUACACGACAAGAGGGCGGAUGGCUGGUGGGUAGCUGAGAACUCCAAAGGGGAGAGAGGCUUCGUUCCUCGAACCUAUCUUGCGGUGCAUAAUGAAGAUGUUGACAGCCAGGGGGAAAGUGAUGAACACGUAGAAGUGGUGGAUGAAACAGCAGACGGAACUGAAAUUAAAAAAAGAACAGAUUCUCACUGGAGUGCUGUAAGAAGAGCUAUCACCGAGAAUGACACAGUAGAGGUAUUGGCAAACAUAGGAGCAGUUCCUGCAGGAUUCCGCCCGUCCACGCUUUUCCAGCUCUUAGAAGAAGGCAGUCAGUUUCGAGCAAGUUACUUUUUGCAGCCUGAACUUACUCCAUCACAGUUGGCUUUCAAAGACUUGGUGUGGGACUCUGCAAAAAAUACUAUCUAUCCUAGACCAACUCGAGUAUCGUUGAUUGUAACUUUAUGCAGCUGUAAAAUGAUUCCUCUCCCAGGAGUCAGCAUACAGGUUCUCAGCAGACAUGUCCGAUUCUGUCUGUUUGACGGCAAUCGGGUGCUGAGUAACAUUCACACCGUGAGAGCUACGUGGCAACCUAAAAAUCCUCAAACGUGGAGCUUUUCUCCAAGGGUAACCGGCAUUUUACCCAGCUUGCUCGAUGGUGACUGUUUUGUCAGGUCCAACUCUCUGUCUUCAGGCAUCGGUAUAUUGUUUGAACUUGGCAUCACGUAUAUUCGCAAUUCCACAGGUGAAAGAGGAGAGCUAAGCUGUGGCUGGGCAUUUCUGAAGCUUUUUACUUCUAAUGGAAUGCCUGUUCCUUCCAAGAUGUACGAGCUGCUGUUAAAUGGUGGCACUCCCUAUGAGCGAGGCGUCGAGGUUGACCCAUCGCUAUCAAGAAGAGGCAGUGGUGUUUUUCAUCAGUUGAUAUCACUCAAGAAGCAGCCAGUGCUUGUAGUGAAACUGAGGUCAUUAAGUGUGCAGUCGAAAGACAUCCUGAAUUUUCUCCCAGAAACGUUAAUUGGCAGCAUGUGCUCCAUCCAUCUCUUGAUAUUGUAUCGGCAGAUACUUGGUGAUGCUCUCCUGAAGGACAGAAUAAGCAUGCAAAGCACAGAUUUAAUCUGUAAUCCUGUUUUAGCAACUUUCCCUCAGCUCCUGGAUCAGACAGACUUGCUGGAUGCACUUCGGAGCGCUUGGGCAGAGAGAGAAAGAACGUUGAAGAGAUCGGAGAAGAGGGACGGAGAGUUUCUGAAGUCUCUAUUUGUCCUGGUGUACCACGACUCUGUCUUCCCGCUCCUCCACUCCACGUUCCUCCCUGACUACAAGUGGGCUGAGGAAGCAUCUGAAGCAUCUCGCUGGAGGGCGAUUGCGGACUUCUUGAAAAAGAGCCGAGAGAAUGACGGUGCACUUCAGUACCUGCUGUCCUCAGAAAACACUCACAAAGCCUUCGAUAUCUCAGAGCUGGCUUACGAUUUCUUAGGAGAAGUGAGGAAAAACGAUUCUGGAGAAUGA
Pterocles gutturalis (yellow-throated sandgrouse) is the source of this 1866-nucleotide messenger RNA. It is a transcript of the gene NPHP1, whose product is annotated as nephronophthisis 1 (juvenile). Gene Ontology annotation, molecular function: protein binding. Gene Ontology annotation, cellular component: cilium; cytoplasm. The record is from RefSeq and is a predicted model, not a curated record. Lineage: Eukaryota; Metazoa; Chordata; Aves; Pterocliformes; Pteroclidae. The transcript is spliced from 17 exons. The annotation marks the transcript as partial. Gene Ontology annotation, biological process: protein localization involved in establishment of planar polarity.